Molecule: messenger RNA, 677 nt
Organism: Erinaceus europaeus (western European hedgehog)
Lineage: Eukaryota; Metazoa; Chordata; Mammalia; Eulipotyphla; Erinaceidae
Gene: CIMIP7
Product: chromosome 12 C3orf84 homolog
Exons: 4
Coding region: 56-673 (205 amino acids)
Source: RefSeq, a predicted model, not a curated record
AGGUGUAUACUCAGAAGAGAAGAAGGAAGUGUGUUUUUUCCACUCCCUUCCUGGAAUGAUGCAAAAUGAUUUAGUGGGCUCCUGGUACAACAGCGGCUUCUAUGGGCACUACCGAGGCCAAUUCAAGAGUGAAAGUGCACGAGAAUACCGCCUUGCUGCCAAGCCCCAGCCUCCGGUCGUGUUCCUGAAGCGAUGCCAGGAGCCAGCGCAGCAGCACUUAUUCUCCAAGCAUGACAACCGCACUUCCUUCGACAAAAAGGGUCCCUACUGCCUGCUGCAGGGAAUCGGAAGACGGAAAGACAUGGAGCGUCUAUGGCAGCAGCAGACCUUCCUGCACUGGGCACCCUGUGACCUGGAGCUGCACCAACAGCAGCCUCUUAAGUCCUCCUACCAGACCACUUUCCAGUCAGGCCAAGCACUCAGUGACCUCCCCCAGCGCCUUGUCCACUUUGUCCAGCUGCAGCCUCCCCGUGGCAACACCACCUACCAGCAGAACUUCUGCAAGCCUUCCUGGGGUGGCCACUAUGGCAGUGCCAACACGCAGCCCCAGGUCCCAGUCACCAAAACACUGCCUGACCUCCCAAGGAUUCCAAGGCCCAAACUUCUGCAGCACUACCUUCAUACUGGGGUCUCUGAGUGUCUAAACUGGUCCAGAACAUUAAAUGAUGGCUGACAAA